This is a messenger RNA of Diachasmimorpha longicaudata, 1858 nucleotides long. RefSeq names its product G2/mitotic-specific cyclin-B. Gene Ontology annotation, cellular component: nucleus; cytoplasm; cyclin-dependent protein kinase holoenzyme complex. The coding region runs from base 157 to 1377 and encodes 406 amino acids. The record is from RefSeq and is a predicted model, not a curated record. Lineage: Eukaryota; Metazoa; Arthropoda; Insecta; Hymenoptera; Braconidae. Gene Ontology annotation, molecular function: cyclin-dependent protein serine/threonine kinase regulator activity. The transcript has 5 exons. Gene Ontology annotation, biological process: regulation of cyclin-dependent protein serine/threonine kinase activity; mitotic cell cycle phase transition.
AAUUCAAAUCGACAGAGUCGUUACUGAGACCGACAACGCUGUUCUAUUCAGAGCAUUCAGCAGAGAAGAGAGGUCCUACCUCGACAAGGAACAUUAUCAAAUAUUCUGAUUGCUCAGUGAUUUGUGAUUAGUAGACAACAGAGGAAAUAAUUGACAAUGGCUUUGAGAAAUCGGACGGCGUUAACGAACAUUGUAAACCAAGAGAACACCAAGAACGUUAAAUCAGCGACAAAUGUAGUCUCUGGUCAGACGCGGCGUGCCGCCCUCGGUGAGAUAGGUAACCGAGUUAAUACAAUUCGUGGUACGUCGAAUCUAGUGCUUAAGGCACAGAAGAAGCCGGUGGUAAAGCACGAGCCAGCAAUAAAAAGUGAUAAACCAGUUGAUAAGCCACCAGUGCAUGUCGUCAAGCCAGUACAGAAGAAAGAGAUUGAGCCACCCAUUGAGGUGAAACAACUUGAGCAGAAAUUAACAUUACACGACGAGCCGAAAACCAGAUUCGAUGCCUUCUCAGCUGAUCUUUUGCACAUCGAGGACAUUGAUGAGGCAGACAAGGGAAAUCCCAAUCUAGUCACUGCCUACAGCAACGAUAUUUAUAAGUAUUUGAUGGAACUCGAGAGAAAAUAUCCAAUACAAUCGGGAUAUCUGGUUGGGCAGGAGGUCACACCGAAAAUGCGAAGUGUUCUCAUUGAUUGGCUUGUCGAGGUUCAUCAGCAGUUUCACUUACUUCAGGAGACGCUGUACCUCACUGUUGCUGUUAUCGACAGAUUUUUGCAAUCAUUCAAAUCAAUCAACCGAAAACGACUCCAGUUGGUGGGGGUAGCUGCAAUGUUCAUAUCGUGUAAAUACGAGGAGAUGUUCGCACCAGACGUCGGUGACUUUGUAUACAUCACCGAUAAUGCCUACACAAAGACUGAAAUACUGCAGAUGGAAUUGCUGAUUGUUAAAACACUGGAUUAUUCCUUCGGACGACCACUGCCCCUGCACUUCUUGAGACGAUACAGCAAAGCUGGACGUGCCCUUCCAGUGCACCACACGAUGGCUAAGUACUUCUUGGAGCAGAGCCUGGUGCACUAUGAAAUGUGCCAUUACCCGCCGAGUCUCAUUGCAGCAGCUGCAAUAUAUCUUGCCUUCUUUGUCAUUGGUCAUGAUGACGAGAAUGCCAAAGAAAUAUGGACGAUCACCCUGGCGUACCACAGUAAAUACAAUAAGGAAGAUGUACUGCCGGUUGUUCGGGCAAUUGCCACACUAAUUGUGAAUGCUGAUACGAGCAAGUACCAGGCUGUGAGGAAGAAGUACGUCAAUAGCAAACAUAUGAAGAUCAGUGUACGUCCAGAGCUGAAAUCGCCCACUCUCCAGCUGCUGGCCAACUCCCAGUGAUCCUCGAGUAACGUUAAAUGUCUGUAACAUAGGAGUAGUUUGUUUUUUAACUGAAAAAAAGAUAGGACAUUUUAUCUAGGUUAUUGAGGUGGGGUAAAACUUUAUUCAAUGUCGAACGCUAGUGUCCAUUCACUGGAGACGAUUAUUCUCGAGGUCGGAGCUAUGAGAGACUGUUUGAUAAAUGAAUGAGAUCCUUUUUUUUUAUAUGAAUGACAUUUGACAAUUUGCUAGAGAAUGUUUUUCUGUUCAUUUGGAUGCUAUUUCUCACACGAUAGCCAUUUCUUAAGAAAUGAGAAUGAAAAGAAAAGUUUUUUGAUUCACCGAACUGUAGAAAGAUAUUUUCGACAGUCAAUUUUUUUUUAUUACUCUAAUUUUAAUGCUUCAGUAAAUCCGAGUAAAAGCAUCCAUUUUUUAGUGAUAUAUAUAUAUAUUAUAUUUUAGCCCCUAUUUCAGAAUACAUAUAACACUAUACACUGCCAGA